AUGAGCCCGCUGCGGGGGUGGCUGCUGGCCGCGCUGCUCUCGCUCGCCCCGCGGGCAGGUCCUGCCACGCAGGCCGGAGCUCUGCCGCGGAGGCUCCCACGGGCCGCAUGGCAAGAAGGGCGGGUGGUCUCCCAAAUCACCCACCCCAGCCGGCUGGUGGGGCGGAGCUCAGGCGGAGAAGUCCCAAAGCAUCAGUUGGACACCAGGGUCAGGCAUGAGCCCGGAGGAGGAGGAGGAGGAGGUGGAGGACCCGGGCUGCACCUGGCACAGGUGAGCUUCGUGGUGCGUGCCUUCGGCUCAGCCUUCACCCUCGAUCUCCGGCUGAACCACCACCUCCUCGCCUCUCACUACGUGGAGCGGCACGUCGGCGCGGGCAUCAACAGCAGCCAGAGCACGGGCGCGGGGGAGCACUGCUACUACCAGGGCCGGAUCCGGGGGCAGCCCCGCUCCUUCGCCGCUCUCUCCAGCUGCCAGGGCCUGCGCGGGGUCUUCUCGGACGGCCGAGCCACGUAUCUGAUCGAGCCCCAGGCGGGCGCCGAGCACGGGCAGGGCCUUCGACCGCACGUCGUGCAGCGCGUCCCCAGCUGCCCCAGACUGGGCUGCCUCUUCCCUGCGCUGAGCCAGCGUGUCCCGGGUGGGAUACCAAAGCUGCGGCGGAGGCGGCAGGUCCGCCGAGCCCAGCACACGGUGCACAGCGAGACCAAGUACAUCGAGCUGGCCGUGGUGAAUGACCAUCAGCUGUUCCUGCAGCUCCGCAAGUCUGUAGUUCUCACCAGCAACUUCGCCAAGUCCGUGGUCAACCUGGCUGACAUGAUCUACAAGGAGCAGCUCAACACCCGCAUCGUGCUGGUGGCCAUGGAGACAUGGGCGGCCGAGGACCGGAUCCGGAUGGGGCAAGACUCCCUGGAGACCCUGAACGAGUUUGUGAAGUACCGGCGGGAGGGGCUGGCAGAGCACAGUGACACCGUGCACCUCUUCUCGGGUCGGACGUUUCAGAGCAGUCGCAGCGGCACCGCCUUUGUCGGGGGCAUCUGCUCCUCUGCCCGCGCCGGCGGCGUCAACGAGUACGGCAACGUGGCGGCCAUGGCAGUGACACUGGCACAGACACUGGGGCAGAACGUGGGCAUGAUGUGGAACAAGCACCGCACGGCCGCAGGGGACUGCCGCUGUCCGGACUCGUGGCUGGGCUGUAUCAUGGAGGACACAGGGUACUACCUCCCACGGAAGUUCUCCCGCUGCAGCAUUGAUGAGUACAACCAGUUCCUGCAGGACGGUGGCGGCAGCUGCCUCUUCAACAAACCCCUGAAGCUCCUGGACCCUCCGGAGUGUGGCAAUGGCUUCGUGGAGGCAGGCGAGGAGUGCGACUGCGGCUCGCUGGCGGAGUGUGCGAGGAGUGGGGGAAAUUGCUGCAAGAAGUGCACCCUGACCCACGACGCCAUGUGCAGUGAUGGGCUCUGCUGCAAGGGCUGCAAGUACGAGCCACGUGGGGUGUCCUGCCGAGAGGCUGUGAACGAGUGUGACAUCCCUGAGACCUGCACCGGGGAUUCCAGCCAGUGUCCCCCCAACCUCCACAAGCUGGAUGGAUACUUCUGUGAGAACGAGCAGGGACGAUGCUACGGCGGGCGCUGCAAAACUCGGGACCGUCAGUGCAACGCGCUGUGGGGCCGCAGCUCGGCCGAGCGCUUCUGCUACGAGAAGCUGAACGUGGAGGGAACGGAGCGGGGGAACUGCGGGCGCGAAGGCCUGGGCUGGCUGCAGUGCAACAAGCAGGACGUCCUGUGUGGCUUCCUCCUCUGCGCCAACAUCUCGGGGUCGCCGCGCCUGGGGGAGCUCAGCGGGGAGAUCGCCACCACCACCUUCUACCACCAGAACCGCUACGUGGACUGCAGGGGCGGCCACGUGCAGCUGGUGGACGGCUCGGACCUGAGCUACGUGGAGGACGGGACGCCCUGCGGGCCCGGAAUGCUCUGUCUCGACCGCAAAUGCCUUCCAGCCACCGCCUUUAACUUCAGCUCCUGUCCUGGCAGCUGGGACGGGAAGAUCUGCUUCGACCACGGGGUUUGCAGCAACGAGGGGAAGUGCAUCUGCCGGGCGGAGUGGACGGGGAAGGACUGCAGCGUCUACGACCCCAUUCCUGAGCCGAAGCCGACGGGGGAGACGGAGCGAUACAAGGGUCCCAGUGGCACCAAUAUCAUUAUCGGCUCCAUCGCGGGGGCCGUGCUGGUGGCUGCCAUCGUCCUAGGGGGGACAGGCUGGGGAUUUAAGAACAUCCGCCGAGGAAGGUACGAUCCGGCGCAGCAGGGAGUGUAA
Messenger RNA from Cinclus cinclus, 2310 nucleotides. It is a transcript of the gene ADAM11, whose product is annotated as ADAM metallopeptidase domain 11. Gene Ontology annotation, molecular function: metalloendopeptidase activity. The record is from RefSeq and is a predicted model, not a curated record. Bases 1 to 2310 code for a protein of 769 amino acids. The transcript is spliced from 26 exons. Lineage: Eukaryota; Metazoa; Chordata; Aves; Passeriformes; Cinclidae. Gene Ontology annotation, biological process: proteolysis.